AUGAACACCACACGGCAGCCAUUUUUCUUUAUUUUCGCGCUCUUGCUUGUCUCAUCCCGCAGCUUCCGCGCCGCCUGCUCGGCCAUGUCCUCGUCCCGCCCCUCCUCCGAGAUGGAGAGCUACAUCGCGGCGUACGCCGGCCACACGCGGCUCAAGCGGCUGCAGUUCAUCGCGCAGCACGAGCCCACGCUGCGAGCGGAGGCUCUGCGCAUCGCGGUGGAGCAGGCACGGCAGGGCAUAAACACGGCGCUGUACCAGGAGCUGUGCGCGACGGAGGGCUGCCCGGUGGCCCGCGACGACGCGUGGGUCGACUCGGUCGAGAAGAAGGCCUCCGCACGCCUCGACAAGCUUGAGUCGGACCUCGCGUCGCACAAGACGUCGCUGGUCAAGGAGUCGAUCCGGAUGGGGCACUCCGACCUGGGCGACUUCCACGCCUCGCGCGGCGACUUCGCCACCGCGCUCAAGUGCUACGCACUCACCGCCCUCGAGGCCAAGAAGUUCCGCGCCGCCGCGCGAAAGUUCGUCGAGGUGUCGGUCGAGCUGGGCACAACCUUCUCCGAGGUUUGCUCGGUGAGCGACGUCGCACUCUACGGCGCCCUCUGCGCGCUCGCCGCCUUCGACCGCGCUGAGCUGUCGGAGCGGGUGGUGAAGAACAGCGCGUUCCGCUCGAUGCUCGAGCUCUACCCGGAGGCGCGCGAGAUCGUGCACGACUUCCACUCCUCUCGCUACGCCUCCUGCCUCGCCGCCCUCGAGACGCUGCGGCGCGACGCUUCGCUUGCGAACGCGCUGGUCCAGUACUUCUCGCCGUUCGUGGCGGUCGACUUGUGCCGCAUGGCCUCCGCAUUCAACGUCGAGGCGCGGCUGCCUCCGUCCACUGCCUCGGACCAGGCGCUGCUCCUCCGCCUCAACCUGCUCCGCGCCGAUUUCGCCGUCAAGGGCAGCGGCGACUCGUCCGGCCCGUCGAAGUCGUCGCGGCAGGAGCGGGCCGAGGCGCGUGCGUUCGGAGGAGCGUGAGAUGCUGUCGAGACCGCCGCGCCGGCGGUCGGGGGAGGCCGAUGUUGGCCGCCGGUGCCGGCCGGUGCCGCCUGUUGUGCAGCACAACGUGGACCGUCCCCGCCCCUGUGCUCUGCUCUGGGCUUGCGCUGCUCCUCGGCGCAGGGGCGAGAGCGGGAUUGCGCAUACGUUCGUUUGGAGUCUUGUCCUCUUGAGAGCGAGGCACGCGAGGGGGCGCGGAGAGACAGAGAGCGGUGUUGGCUGUUUCUCUCCCCGCGAGCCAGGUGGACGUAGGAGGCGGUGCCGGUGCCUUCGCCCCUUCUCGUCUGCCGUCGCUGGAGAAACUUUCUUACGGUGUAGUAACUUGCCACUGUUACAGAGGGACUCUAUACCU
Messenger RNA from Emiliania huxleyi CCMP1516, 1387 nucleotides. RefSeq lists its product as hypothetical. The record is from RefSeq and is a predicted model, not a curated record. The transcript is spliced from 8 exons. Lineage: Eukaryota; Haptophyta; Isochrysidales; Noelaerhabdaceae. The coding region runs from base 1 to 1014 and encodes 337 amino acids. Gene Ontology annotation, cellular component: COP9 signalosome.